This is a messenger RNA of Podarcis muralis (Common wall lizard), 2313 nucleotides long. The record is from RefSeq and is a predicted model, not a curated record. NCBI's taxonomy places the organism in Eukaryota, Metazoa, Chordata, Lepidosauria, Squamata, Lacertidae.
AUGGUUUGCAAAGUGCAUGAGCUGAAAUGCACCAGAAAAGUUCCUGUACAUAUUCCACACGAGUGGUAUGAGCCAGGUGAUCUCCUGAUUGGUGGGAUGGUGUCUCAUAUCUAUUAUAUUUCCCGCCCAGUCCUCUUCAAAGAACACCCUUCUCAGGUCUUGAUUGAAAUCCCACUUGUUUUGACCAAGUUCUACCAGCACAUCCUGGCCUUGGUCUUUGCUAUUGACAAGAUCAACGAGAAUCCCAAGAUCUUGCCCAAUGUUACUCUUGGGUUCCACAUCUAUGACAGCUACUCUGACCCAAGAAUGACCUACCGAACCACCCUGGACCUGCUUUUCAAAUCACAUCAGUUUGUACCCAAUUACAAAUGCGGCAUCCAUCAAAAUGUAAUAGGAAUCAUUGGGGGGCUUGCCUCUGUUACCUCCUCACGCAUGGCAGACAUCUUAGGUCUUUUCAAGAUUCCACAGGAUUCCAAGCAGUUUUCAUAUGGCUCAUUUCAACCAGCAGUGAAUGAUCCAAUCAAUGUUCCUUCCUUUUACCGUUUGGUUCCCAAUGAAGGCGUUCAGUACCAGGGAAUUGUCCAGUUACUUCUCCAUUUCAACUGGAAAUGGAUCGGGCUCAUUGCCAAAGAUGAUGAGGAUGGGGAAAAUUUUUUGCAUAUCAUGGAGCCAAUACUCUCAAGGAAUGGCAUUUGUUCAGCAUUCACAGAAAGAGCUCCAGAACGUCUGCGUAUCGACAAGUUGGAUGAACUUAUCAAGGACACACACAGUAUUUUGCCAAUUCUCAGUGUAGGGAAUAUCAGUGCUGUUGUUAUAUACGGAGAAACUGCAUCAGUCAUGUGGCUGGCUAACAUUAUAGGGAUAACCAGAGUAAUGAAAGGACUAUUUCUUCAGUAUAAAAAGCUGUUCUCGGAAACAAAAGUGUGGAUUACCACAGCACAAAUAGACUUCACAGUACAUCACUUUCAAAAGUUAAUUGAAAUUGAUAUUCAGAUUUUUGAAGGUGCUAUCUCCGUCUCAAUUCAUUCAAGGCAGCUACAAGAGUUCCAAGAAUUUCUGCACUCAGUUCUUCAGAGGAUCUCCUUCAACAACAGUGCUGGAGAUGAAAUUACAUUUAACGAACAUGGAGAAUUAGUAGGUGGAUUUGAUAUUACAAACCUGGUCACUUUCCCAAAUAACUCCUAUGUCAAAAUCAACGUGGGAAGACUGGAACCUUGGGCUCCUCCUAACAAAGAGAUCAUCUUUAAUGAAGAGGGAAUCAAAUGGCACAGGGGACUGACUCAGGUGCCACCGCUUUCCUUAUGUAAUGACAUCUGCCAUCCUGGUUACGGAAAGAAAAAGAAGGAAGGAAAGAAAUUUUGCUGCUAUGAUUGUGUUCGAUGUGCAGAAGGAAUGAUCUCAAAUGAGAUGGAACAAGAAACUUGUGUCAGUUGCCAAGAGGAUCGUUACCCAAACAGAGGGCAGAAUCAAUGCAUCCCUAAGAUUCCAAACUUCCUUGCUUUUGAUGAAACUUUAGCCAUUAUUUCAACUAUCUCUGCACUCUUGUUGUCUCUGGUCACAGUUCUGGUGCUGGUCAUCUUUAUUAAGCACCGGGACACUACCAUAGUCAAAGCCAACAACAGAAGCCUCACCUAUAUUCUUCUCACUUCCCUCCUCCUGUGUUUCCUCUGCUCCUUGCUGUUCCUUGGAAAGCCUACUGAGGCAAUCUGCCUUCUCCGACAAACUGCUUUUGGUAUCAUCUUCUCUGUGUCCCUGUCUAGCAUCUUGGCCAAAACCAUCUCUGUAGUUUUGGCAUUCAUGGCUACGAAACCAGGAUCCAGGAUGAGGAACUGGUUGGGGAAAAGACUGGCUUAUUCCACUGUCCUCUCUUGCUCCAUUAUUCAAGUAUGGGUCUGUGCUCUGUGGCUGGCAACCUCUCCCCCAUUCCCAGAUUUGGAUAUGCACUCAUCAGCUGAAGAAAUCAUAUUGUUAUGUAAUGAAGGGUCUGUCCUCUUGUUCUAUUGUGUUUUAGGCUACAUGGGCUUCCUGGCCAUUGUCAGCUUCAUUGUGGCCUUCCUAGCCCGGAAAUUACCCGACACUUUUAAUGAAGCCAAGUUCAUCACCUUCAGCAUGCUGGUAUUUUGCAGUGUUUGGAUCUCCUUUGUUCCUACUUACCUGAGCACACGAGGAAAGUACAUGGUAGCUGUGGAGAUCUUCUCCAUCCUGGCUUCCAGUGCUGGAUUAUUGGGCUGCAUCUUUCCCCCCAAAUGCUACAUCAUUCUGGUGAGACCUGAGUUAAAUAACAGAGAACAUCUAAUACGAAAAAAAAUAUAA